Molecule: messenger RNA, 2211 nt
Organism: Cladocopium goreaui
Lineage: Eukaryota; Dinophyceae; Suessiales; Symbiodiniaceae
Source: the annotation of a GenBank genome assembly
AUGUCCGGGGCUCCUGACGAUGGGCAGUACGUGCCCGCCAUGAAGCUGAUGUGGGAUGAGGUGGACAGACGUUUUGACCCCAAGUAUGUCCUUGGAGAAGCCGGCCACCAGUUUUGCCAAAGCUAUUCUGUCAGAGCUGCGCAUCCUGAAUUUCCUUACGCUUUGCAUUGUCUUUCUUUGAUGUGUGCUUUGGCGAAUGGCGCGCGGGUCGCCAUCUUUGCCACAGCACCGUCGCCUCUGACUUUGGUAGCGGUCAAUGUCAACUAUGCCCAGACCAGAAAGUCUUCCAUGACUGGACACGCAGAGGCUUUGGGGCAAGAGUUGGACACAGUCAUCUUGGAGAAUGCGAUGUCCAAGCUGCAGCAGGAAAGCUUUGAGGAGGGAGCGGCUCAAGUCCUGAGGUAUUUGAAGCCAAGAAUCGCUUCUGCGACUGUUGCCAGCGCCACACCGGAAGAAUGGUUUCACCGUUGCUCUGCUGACUGGAACCAAGUCCGCAACGCAGACAAGCUGCCAGGAGAUUGGUCUGGGCGUUGCUGGUACGGCUUGCUAGGCAACUUUGAUGAAGCCUACGACUUCUUGCUGAGCCUUGGCCUGUUGUCCGACUCAAAUGCAACAACGAGAGAGAAAUCAAAAAGCAAAGUCAACCCGUACCAGAGCGCGUUCAACAAGCUCUUGCAAUUUGGGUCUAGUGCUCGUGCCACCAAGACGGCAGGGAGCUACGGUGAGAACCCUGGUAAAACCAUAAGCUUGGGCAUCACUUGCAACAUGCACCCGGCCUUCUACAUCCCAAUGGAGCAGGGCGAGCUUGGAAGCCACGCAGCCUCCACCAAGGAAAGGUUCCUCAUCUCCACUGGCCGCCCUGUUCAACCACAUGAGGACAUCCCCGCAGACUUUUGCUUGCCGGAAGGAGUCUCGCCAUACAGGUGGGUCCCCCUCACUCCUGAGAUUGCAGACCUCAUUGGGGUUGCUAAAGAAGCAACAUCGCCAGACGCAGCUGCCCAAGAAUGGGCAGAAGCUGGGCUUGAAGACGAAGCCGCGGCCCAACUCACCCAGAAUGCUGCCGGUGAGUAUGUGCCGUCGGAAGACGGCUACCUUGUCAGGCUCUUAGAUGACAAGCUGACCCGCAUCCGCUUCAGGCGAUCAGAGGCAGCCCCAAACGGCUUUGAAGCAGAGUGGAGGGUAGCGAACCGAAACUUUGCAAUCCCGGAGGUGUGCCGUUUGAGAAAUUGCAUUGCUAGGGUGGCCACCUAUUUCGCAGCGCCACACCAAGUUAUCACUUUGACUUCGGAGGCUGAGUCAUGGCAUCUGUCUUACCAGGGAGCAAUGAAUGUCCAAAGCCACGUGGUUCGUGAUACUGGAGACAUCCAAGCUGGGGCUCGCUUCGGGGCGGCGCCUUGGCAAGUAGGGGUUUUAGCUGCUUUGCUCCUGGUCUUCGAAAUCUUUGUCGGCGCCCACUCCCCUGCAGCGCUGGAGGGGCGAGCUUUGCAGGUUACACCCGGGCACUUGCAGCGGGCGUACGCCUUGCUUCAAUUGGUGCAGCGUCUGAAGCACAUUGCCCUUGGAGAUGCAGCAGCCAGCCCAGACCUACCGCCGCCGCAGGAAGACGUCCGUGCGGAUGAUUUGGGUAUUCCAGAGGUGGGCGAUGACGAAGAAGGUGACGAGGCUGCAGAGGAGUCGCCGGAGGAACAUGUGCCAGAACUGCCAGCACCAGUGGGCAAUCCAGGACUGCCGGAGCCAGAACCUUGCGCAGCCGUGAAACCUUUGACCCUGCAGGAUGUUCGAGCCAGUGAUUUUGGGUUUGGAGACAAUGGUGUCACUGUCCAGCCUGACGGCUUGCAUAGCCGGAAUUUCACCGAUAGAACUGUUUUGAAGCAGACCCUUCUUGCGGGCAAACCGAAGAUCACUAGGAAAGAGGAUUGUGACAAGAUGCGCUCUGAACGAGGGCAAGGACGCAAAGCGCUUCCCAAAGAAAAAUGGGUUGCUGUCAUGAGGGCUGCAGCUUCCCAAUUUCCCGACUUGCUCCGCCUUGACGGAGAGAUUUUGUGUUUGAAAAUGAUUCCCGACACUGCAGCAGGCAAGGUCGCGUACGCGUACCACAACGACCUCAUGAGAGCUUGCCGUCUAAGCCUGCGGGAGUUGAUUGCUGCUAUGGACAAAGCAGCUGAGAAGAAGGAAGAGCGCCGUGCAAAGCGAGCCAGGGUGGAUGACUGA